CAUCAUCUUUACGCAAACUUCACGCAAAAACUCAAAUCUCCAUAUCUUCCGUCUUUUCAGUUACAUGUAAGUUCGGGGCCGACGUCGCUAGCAAAUUUUUCCCACGUAAAAAAGAAGCUCCUCCCAGACGGCACUCCAGAUAUUCGUAUAAUCAAAGAUAUCGAUUGCGUCAUCCAAAACCAAUUGAGUUGCAAAAUUUAAGGUAACAUCGAUAGCACACCUCGAACUCAUAAAUCCCUCCUCCUAAAACCAUCUUCCAACAUUUAAAAAAUGGCUACCGAGAACUGCAAGGAGGUGGAGGUGGUCGAGGACCAAGAAGCGCCACUCGAUGGGGACAUAUUAGAAGAAAUCCUCUCGCACGUGCCACUCAUUGACCUCGUCCCCGCCUCCCACGUGUCCAAGUCCUGGAAAUCCGCCGUAUUCUCAUCCCUCCACCGGUCUACCACCACCACUAACAAUAAACUCAACCAAUGGCUCAUCGUCCAUAAGCAGAGAGUCCGAUCCCCUUACCACACCACCACACACGCUUACGACCCGAGAUCGCACGUGUGGAUCGAAAUCACCCCGCCACCUUCGAUCGGCCACGUGUCCAUCCUCCAUUCCUCCCACUCCACCCUCCUCUACUCGCUCUCCCCAUCGAGCCUCUCCUUCUCCUCCGACCCCCUGCAUCUCACGUGGCACCACGCCGCCCCUCCGACUACAUGGCGGUCCGACCCGGUCGUCGCCGCCGUCGGCCGCCACGUUAUCAUCGCCGGUGGCGGCUGCGACUUCGAGGACAAUCCGCUCGCCGUCGAGAUCUACGACGUCAAGUCCCGCACGUGGGACCGCACAUGCGGCUCCGUGCCGGCAAAUCUCAAGGACUCCUCGUCGUCCACGUGGCUUUCCAUCGCCACUAACAACACAAAGCUUUUUAUAAUGGAGAAACAAUCCGGUGCCACGCAUGCGUUUGAGCCGGACACAAAAACCUGGUCUGGACCGUUCGAUCUACGUCCAGACCCACGUAUUUGUUACUCCGUUAUCGCGUUUUCUAACGACCGUCUGAUCUUAAUCGGGUUAAUCGGGGACGUGGAUGGGUUAAAAGGAGUGAAAAUGUGGGGGGUAAAUUGCGACACAUUUGAGUGUGAAGGACUGAUUGGAGAGAUGCCGUUGGAGUUGGUUGCGAAACUGAAGAGAGAGAAUUUUAGUGUUUGUGUAGGGGGGAGUGUAGUGUAUGCGUAUGAUCCUGAAGGGGAGGAGGAAGUGAUCUGGUGUGAGUUGGGUGCGGGCGGGUGCAGGUGGGGGAGCGUGCGGUGUGCGGUUGCGAUUGAGCGGAAUCGGAUGGAGAGGUUGGUGUUUACGUGCUCGACGGUUGGGAUUGAGGAUGUGGAGAAGGCGAUGAGGUGGGGUAACAGGAGGUUUAGGCCUUUACAGUGGUAGGGGGUUUGGAUUUCCGAUUAUUUUUAAAAAUUUUGAAUUUUUGGGCGUAAAUUACAGUGUUUUAGAAUAUGAGUAACAAUAAUGUGCAAAAGAGUAGAGUGUAAAUUUGUAUUGAGAAUGUAAAAAGCUCUAUUUGUAGAGUGUAAAUUUGUAGAGUGUAAAUUUAAUCUUUUAUCAGAGAUUAAAUUCUUUUCAUCUUAAGGCUCUAUUUGUUUGGAGAUAAAAUAUUUUCUGAUAAAAUAUUUCAUCUAAUUUUUCG
Rhododendron vialii is the source of this 1675-nucleotide messenger RNA. RefSeq names its product F-box/kelch-repeat protein At1g23390. The record is from RefSeq and is a predicted model, not a curated record. Gene Ontology annotation, cellular component: nucleus; cytosol. NCBI's taxonomy places the organism in Eukaryota, Viridiplantae, Streptophyta, Magnoliopsida, Ericales, Ericaceae. Gene Ontology annotation, molecular function: protein binding. Bases 271 to 1416 code for a protein of 381 amino acids. The transcript has a single exon. Gene Ontology annotation, biological process: proteasome-mediated ubiquitin-dependent protein catabolic process.